CUACUCGUGCUCUGUCUCUCUCUGUCUCAAAAGUAAAUAAAAACAUUAAAAAAAAAAAAGAACGAAAAGGACGUAUCUGUCUUGGACAUCACUGUAUUACACUUGCCCAGAGGUGUCCAUCUGUGGAUGUGCAGUGCUGGAAGGAACACUGGACCAAGAAACAGAACAUCUGGGCUGCCUCACUCCAUCAUUGAUGUGUCCUCUCCUGGGCCUUUGUAUCAGCUUCUGUAGAAAAGAAGUGCUUCAGGGUGAUGGUCAUGGUGACAUUAAAUUAUGUCAGUGCUUCCUAAUCUAUUUGAGAAUUUGAGUCAUCUGGGAAGCUUUAAAAUAUAUAGCUUCUCAAGCUCCCAUGAGCACAUACUUUGAUUUAACAGGACUGGGGUCCAGGUUGGAGGUCUGCAUUUUUCAAAAGCCUCCGCCCUAGGCAAUUCUGACAUAAAAUCACCUUUAGAAACCCUGGACCACAUGAUGUCUCCCUCCCAGUUCUAAAUGUCCACAUCCUGUGAAGUACUGAGCAUCCUAUCAGAUCCAAGCAACCCAUUAUCUGGCUCCACCCUUCUCAGUCCAUCUAGCUGGUCUUGGAGGCUGCCUUACCUCCACGCCCACCUAAAAAGAAAAGGCAAAUUAAAAUGAGGGGCUGGUCUCUUGAUCCAGAUCUUCACACCCACUGCCACCUUCAUCCCCACCUCCCACUCAGUCCCCUUCUCUGGGUGCUGCCUUCCAAAGGUCGAGCCUGUAGUCUCCAGGGUUGCCAUCACCAUUCCAAGGUACCAAACCCAACGCGGAGAUAGGAAUUUCGACCCAUCGUGGAAUUUACACGCGGACCUGAAUCCUCUGUGGAUUCUAGCCUCUUCCCAAAGGCAUUUUAUGCCCUGCGAUGGUAUUCUGGGUGUCUUGUAUGCUAAUCCCGCCCACCGCCAGGUAGUCUAUGAAGUUGGAGCUCUUAAAAGAAGUGCACAACAUUCCCAUUUUAGUGAGAUGUUUUGGACAUUCCACGAUCUUCCAUCCUUCUUCUUUCCUUCCUUCCCCUCCCCCGUCCCAUCUCCUUCCAUCAAGGAAAGGGUUCUGAUCACUGCUCUUCCAGCCCACUUAGAGAGGAGGCUGAGUGUUCAGUUCACCUGGAGGCCCGGGGAGAACGUGGCUCCCACCUCUUGCAGUUUUAUGAUGAGUCUCUUUCCAUCGCACAAGGCAGUUAUUAAUCAUGACUGAUGCUCACUGACCAAGCCCAAACAAAUGUGUGGCACACUCCACAUACCACACACAGUCACAAAUAUUUGCUUUGCUCACAUGGGCCCGCACGAGGAUACCAUUUCCUCCUGGGACGAGCCACAGGACCGGACCUCGGAGAGCAGCCACUCUGCCUGCAGCAGGAGGCGCAGGGCCCCCGGCUUUUGCCCGUCUGGUUUUCCGGGACGAGCACCCACGAUGAAACGGGGUUGGCUGCCAGCUUGCCACCCGAGGAGAUGUGCAAGGGGAGGACCCAUUCCAGAGACAGAGGCCGCGGCUCCCUCUGACCUGGGCUAAUGACGGCUGGCCCGUGUUUGGCCAUGAUGACAGGUCUUUUCGAAGAUGGCAUUUUUACCCUCUGGACAAAUAGCAGUUGGCCCGAGUGGGGCUUUUUUAUGAGUUGAGGUACUCAGGGCUGGAAAAUAAACAGGCAGCUAAUGAGACGUUCUUAUGGAAACUGGCAUAAAUAAUAACAAAGGAAACAUCCUGUCCCCUGUGCCAACACCCUCCGGUGAGGGGCUAUAAAAGCUGCUGGCCGCUGGCCACCGUCAGACGUGGGGAACUCCGGCCGCGCUCCUGACCUGCCACCUGACCAGCCGGGACCAUGGGGUGCUGCCCGGGGGACUGCUUCACCUGCUGCCCUCAAGAUCAAGACUGCUGUGAAGUGUGCUGCUGCCAGCCCGCCUGCUGCGGCUGCUGCGGGUCCUGCUGCGGCUGCUGCGGGUCCUGCUGCGGCUGCGGGGGCUCGGGCUGCGGGAGCUCGGGCUGCGGAGGUUGCGGGAGCGGCUGCUGCGGGAGCGACUGCUGCGGCAGCGGCUGCGGCUCGGGCUGCGGGGGCUGCGGGUCCAGCUGCUGCGGGUCCAGCUGCUGCGGCUCGUCCGGGUGCUGCGGCCCCGUCUGCUGCCAGCCCACGCCCGUUUGCGAGACGAAGUGAAGCCGCCUGUCUUCUCCGCGGAGGUGGCCCAAGCAAAGCCUGCACCUGCUGCAGGUGGGGACCCCUCGUCUCCGGGACCUUCCCCGCAUCCAAGACAGCAUCCUGCCUCCGUGUUAUUGGUAGACGAGGGCUUGUUCUCCAGCGCCUGCCUUGGUGUUUCAAGGCCCCGAGCACAAGAGCCAUAUGCUGGUGAGAGAUGGAAACUGGUUCCCAUCCAAAGUGACCCCGAAGCUCACAGGGUGAAUCCCCAUGGCUUUAUUUUCAUGGACUCACAUGUCUUGUCACUAUAAGGCAUCCUCUGACUCAAGGUAGCUUUGGGACUGACCCUUCUCCUCAGCUUUCUGCUGCUUUUUGGUGCGAAGAUUUCUUUGUUAACUUCUUAAUAAAUUCGAGCUUGCUGGCGUAACCAAA
Messenger RNA from Leopardus geoffroyi (Geoffroy's cat), 2572 nucleotides. RefSeq names its product keratin-associated protein 17-1. The transcript has a single exon. The coding region runs from base 1832 to 2161 and encodes 109 amino acids. Lineage: Eukaryota; Metazoa; Chordata; Mammalia; Carnivora; Felidae. The record is from RefSeq and is a predicted model, not a curated record.